Pyricularia oryzae 70-15 is the source of this 228-nucleotide messenger RNA. RefSeq lists its product as uncharacterized. The transcript is spliced from 2 exons. The record is from RefSeq and is a predicted model, not a curated record. Bases 1 to 228 code for a protein of 75 amino acids. Lineage: Eukaryota; Fungi; Ascomycota; Sordariomycetes; Magnaporthales; Pyriculariaceae.
AUGACCUGGUCAAAGGGACUGUCCAAGUACAGCUCAUUGAGGAUAAUUCUGCACACUGAUUUCCAAGCGAAAAUGGGCAUCGAUCAGCAGAAGUUGCCAAAUGAAAUCAAUGGUCAAACAUCGAGACUUACCGGUUCAGCAGUCAAGGACAGAAUCCACUUUGAUCAGAUGACAGGCAGCAGUCUGACCAGUCGGUCUGCCACUUACACAGCAAUUUCCGAUGAGUGA